Anopheles coustani is the source of this 1115-nucleotide messenger RNA. It is a transcript of the gene Idi, whose product is annotated as isopentenyl-diphosphate Delta-isomerase 1. Gene Ontology annotation, molecular function: isopentenyl-diphosphate delta-isomerase activity. The record is from RefSeq and is a predicted model, not a curated record. The coding region runs from base 146 to 877 and encodes 243 amino acids. The transcript is spliced from 3 exons. Gene Ontology annotation, cellular component: cytoplasm. Gene Ontology annotation, biological process: isoprenoid biosynthetic process; isopentenyl diphosphate biosynthetic process. NCBI's taxonomy places the organism in Eukaryota, Metazoa, Arthropoda, Insecta, Diptera, Culicidae.
GACUGCCAACAAAUGGUUCCGCAACGCAAAUAAUCAUUCCUCGAGUCGUACAGUCCUUUAGGCGGAGUCUUCGAAUGAGCAAUCAGUGUCUUGUCUGAGUUUUCGUUAGUUUAUUUGACUAGUAUUUGAGUGAAAUCAAGCCAACAUGUUAGGCCAACUUGCUCGUACGCUUCGCACGCUCGUCCUGCCUACCAGGGCGUAUUCAAAUGUGGCCGCGGCAAACUUCGCCAAACUGCAGGAGUUGGCAAUGGAGGAGAAAUGUAUCCUGGUUAACGAUCAGGAUCAGUACACAGGCAGCAUAUCGAAGCGGGACUGCCAUCGGGUGGAUGAUGAAGGCAACAUUCGUCUGCAUAGAGCAUUUAGUGUGUUUCUGUUCAACAGUGCUGGUGAUAUGCUGCUCCAACGAAGAACCAUCCACAAGAUAACGUUUCCCGACUGCUUUACCAACGCCUGCUGUAGCCAUCCGCUGUGGGACAUCGAGGGCGAACGGGAGGAACUGAAUGCCCUUGGCAUACGACGCGCCGCCCAACGAAGGCUGAACUACGAGCUCGGUAUUCCGAUGGCUCAGGCGAGGCCAGAAAACUUCCACUACCUCACGCGCAUACACUACGCCGACCGGGGCGACGGUACGUGGGGCGAGCACGAGAUCGACUACAUUCUGUUCUUGCAGAAGGAUGUCGAUCUCAAACCGAACGACUCCGAGGUGAGCGAAGUGCGCUACAUCAGCCGGAAGGAGCUGGACGCUACGAUCGGUAACCUAGAUGCACCGCUGACGCCCUGGUUCCGGCUUAUCCUGCAGCACCGUCUACGGCUCUGGUGGGAUAAUCUGCAUCAGUUGGGAAAAUACGAAAACCACAAACAAAUCGAACGAUUUUAAACGGAUAACUAUACCAAAAUGGGCAUUCGACCACAGGAAAAACCAAGGCAUCGGUGAUCAGCGAAAACUGAGCUGCAAGUGGUUAAGGUGGGGCAAUAUAAUAUAUGAUUUCUCUAUGAUCGUUGUUAUAGUCGUAAGGGUUACCUGUUGUGGAGGAAAAACUUAUACAGAUUUACUUAUUUUUGUAACAAUUUACAGAUGAAAAUGAAUAAACAAUGAAUCUUCAAUCAUAAUUUCA